CCGCGAGUGAAAUCGGCACAGUACAUCUGGAACGGGUCGAAGGUGUUAGCUAAAGUAUCAGCGAAGAGCUUAUCAUCAACCGACUUUGAAUUGGCGACUUCAUCUUUCCAGCAGCGUGUAUCACCCAUCGCCAUCUUAACAUCAUAAUGAUGUUCGUGGGUUAUCUAGUAGUGUGCUUCUUAGCAACAGCGGUGAACGCUCAGACUACUUUAGAAGUAAGACUAGUUGAUGGAAGCGUUGCAAACGAAGGCAGAGUUGAGGUUUAUUACGAUGGAGCCUGGGGAACUGUCUGUGAUGACUCGUGGGAUGACACCGAUGCUGGAGUUGUCUGCCGAAGUCUUGGAUUCGCUUCUGGAACUGGGGUAGGAAACGCUGAAUUCGGACAAGGUUCAGGGGAUAUCAUCCUGGAUGAUGUAUCAUGUACCGGAACCGAAACAAGUCUUGGUGAUUGUGAUAAUGCUGGUCUCGGUGUCCAUAACUGUGGGCACUCUGAGGAUGCUGGAGUACGCUGUUCAACAGGUGUUCGUCUUUUCGAUGGUAUCACGCUAGGAGAAGGUAGGGUUGAGGUACUUUACAAUGGAGAAUGGGGAACUGUCUGUGAUGACGGGUGGGACUUGACUGAUGCCAACGUAGUCUGUGAGUCCCUUGGACUUGGUGCUGCAACAGAUGCUUUCCAGUCGGCUUUCUUUGGUCAAGGCACAGGAACCAUCGUUUUGGAUGACGUCUCCUGCUCCGGUGACGAAACGAGUAUCUUUGACUGUGGGAAUGCGGGUCUUGGAAUCCACAACUGUGGUCAUUCAGAAGACGCAAGUGUACGAUGUGAAAACGGAGUACGACUGGUUGCUGGAAGCGAUGCAAGCGAAGGAAGAGUUGAGGUUUAUUACAAUGGAGCCUGGGGAACUGUCUGUGAUGAUUCGUGGGAUGACACCGAUGCUGGAGUUGUCUGCCGAAGUCUUGGAUUCGAUUCUGGAACUGGGGUAGGAAGCGCUGAAUUCGGACAAGGUUCAGGGGAUAUCCUCCUGGAUGAUGUAUCAUGUACCGGAACCGAAACAAGUCUUGGUGAUUGUGAUAAUGCUGGUCUCGGUGUCCAUAACUGUGUGCACUUUGAAGAUGCCGGAGUCCGCUGUUCUCAGACAAAUUUUGAUGAUGUUCGUCUUGUCGAUGGUAUCACUCUAGGAGAAGGUAGGGUUGAGGUACUCUUCGAUGGAGAAUGGGGAACUGUCUGUGAUGACGGGUGGGACUUGACUGAUGCCAACGUAGUCUGUGAGUCCCUUGGGCUUGGUGCUGCAACAGAUGCUAUCCAGUCUGCUUUCUUUGGUCAAGGCACAGGAACCAUCGUUUUGGAUGACGUCUCCUGCUCCGGUGACGAAACGAGUAUCUUUGACUGUGGGAAUGCGGGUCUUGGAAUCCACAACUGUGGUCAUUCAGAAGACUCAAGUGUAGUAUGUGAAAACGGAGUACGACUGGUUGAUGGAAGCGAUGCAAGCGAAGGCAGAGUUGAGGUUUAUUACAAUGGAACCUGGGGAACUGUCUGUGAUGACUCGUGGGAUGACACCGAUGCUGGAGUUGUCUGCCGAAGUCUCGGAUUCGGUUCUGGAACUGGGGUAGGAAGGGCUGAAUUCGGAGAAGGUUCAGGGGAUAUCCUCCUGGAUGACGUAUCAUGUACUGGAACCGAACCCAAUCUUGGUGAUUGUGAUAAUGCUGGUUUCGGCGUCCAUAACUGUGGGCACUUUGAAGAUGCCGGAGUCCGAUGUUCUGGGACAAAUUUUGACGUACGACUGGUUGAUGGAAGCGAUGCAAGCGAAGGCAGAGUUGAGGUUUAUUACAAUGGAGCCUGGGGAACUGUCUGUGAUGACUCGUGGGAUGACACCGAUGCUGGAGUUGUCUGCCGAAGUCUUGGAUUCGAUUCUGGAACUGGGGUAGGAAGCGCUGAAUUCGGAGAAGGUUCAGGGGAUAUCCUCCUGGAUGAUGUAUCAUGUACUGGAACCGAAACCAGUCUUGGUGAUUGUGAUAAUGCUGGUUUCGGCGUCCAUAACUGUUUCCACUUUGAAGAUGCCGGAGUCCGCUGUUCUCAGGCAGUAUCAGCAGAAUUACGACUGGUUGAUGGAACCUGCAACAGCGAAGGCAGAGUUGAGAUUCUCUACGACGGAGUCUGGGGAACGAUUUGUGAUGACUUCUGGGAUGACACCGAUGCUGGAGUUGUCUGCAGAAGUCUUGGAUACAGCUCGGGAACUGCGGUAGGAAGCGCUGAAUUCGGACAAGGUUCAGGGCCUAUCAUAUUCGACGAUGUCGAGUGUACCGCUGGAGAUACCGCUCUGGAGUAUUGUCAGAGCAAUGCUCCCUUCGAAAAUAACUGCUCGCACUUCGAAGAUGCCGGUGUCAGAUGCACUGAGUGAAGACGAUGCUGAGAGAACGUGUACACCUCGAGCGUUCCAGUGACCCGAUAAAAAAAAAAUUGCCACUCUCUUCCAUCUGUACUCUUCUUCAUGUUAUCUAUUAUCAACGAUUAACUCUUAUAUAUCUAUAUUGCAUUUGGUCAGCUGGUAUUAUAAAAACACAUUGAGGUAUAAUGUUCACCAUAGGUUUUAAAAAUGCUAAAGUUGGCUUUGUGUAGUGCACAGCUGUCUCGUUUAUUACCGGUUGCUCGUGCUUCUUAUAAUAAUUGAAAAGUCACUAUUCAUAGAAGGUGUAUGUUACGAAAGACGAAAAGAUAGUACCUAGAUAAUUCCAUAAACUGAAUAAAUAUCAAGAAGUACAGAAUGAAAACGAAAUACGUCAUAUCACAAUGAUAUUUUAUAGGUAUCACUCCAAGUAAAAAUAAAUAAAUAAAAAAAAACCCAAACCAAUCGAAAUAACAUAUACAUUGCUAAAAUCAAUGAUAGUGAUUAGUGGUAAUGAAAGUCACAUUUUCAAAGCCGAUUUAUUUCUGCCAAAAAAUAUACAGUCAUUCUGUAUUAUAAUGUCUUCAAGACACAUAUUAUACAGAACUACGUAUUAUAUGAUGACAUUUUUAAGUGUUUUCUUUAAAAGAAAAUCCUAAUCAAAUCUAAAGUGGAUGUAAAUUAAUUCUAAUAUUUCCCUACAUUUAUUAGAUAUUCAAUCAUCUUGGGGACGGAAAUUUCGAUAUUGAUCACCAUGUAUUUCAAAUCGUAAUUUUCUUGUAUGAUUUUGAUAGAUAAUCAAAAUUGGUGGGAUAAUGUGAAAUAAAACUAUUUAAAUCGUAAAAUCUGGGGGUCGUUCGUCGAUAUGCAAAUGUUUUGUGUAAAACUGUUGGUGUUUUGGGUACAAAGAAUUUGAUAGUCAAAUUGUUUUCACACCUCCCUUCAAUUUGAUUAUGAUUGGUGGUAGGGGUCUACUAACUGGAUCCAAAUUGAAAUUAUUCUCUGGUAUCUUUGGGAUUAAAAUCUUUCUGCAUUGCA
Messenger RNA from Strongylocentrotus purpuratus (purple sea urchin), 3419 nucleotides. RefSeq names its product deleted in malignant brain tumors 1 protein. The record is from RefSeq and is a predicted model, not a curated record. Lineage: Eukaryota; Metazoa; Echinodermata; Echinoidea; Camarodonta; Strongylocentrotidae. Bases 147 to 2396 code for a protein of 749 amino acids. The transcript is spliced from 9 exons. Gene Ontology annotation, cellular component: membrane.